Molecule: messenger RNA, 1841 nt
Organism: Thlaspi arvense
Lineage: Eukaryota; Viridiplantae; Streptophyta; Magnoliopsida; Brassicales; Brassicaceae
Source: the annotation of a GenBank genome assembly
UGGUAUUCGAUUUCAAUGGAGGAGAUGAUGACAACGUGGCGCAACUUCAGUGUACAUACAUGGAGCUGAGUAUUUCCUUCACUGCUCUCUCGCUUCGCCAUACGUUAAUGGCGGAUAGAGGAGCUCUUCCGCUUCUUCGUCCCUUGUUGUCGCCACCGGCCAUAUCUUCUAGUUUCUUAAACAUCCACAUAUGGCGAUUCCAAAACCCUAAAUUAUCCCCAUCUCUUUCUCAUCUCCUCUAUUUCUCUUCCCCAAGCUCUGUAGAAGCUUCGGUGAAGGCAUUCAGAUCGUAUGGAUAUCUCCUCCCGUUCAUCAUCUUAUCGCUUUUUCUCAGCACCGGACCAAAAGCUUUCCUCAUUUCACUAGCCGUAGCCAUCGGACCAUCGCUGUUGUUUCUAGCGUUCCAGAAGUUGAUUGGCUGGGAUAAACGCAGAAGUGCAAAUCAAUUUGGGAUAGAGAUGGAGGAAGAAGAAGAAGAAGUGGAGAGAACAAGGAGCAGAGUUCGAUACAACCCAUCUCAGGUCAGAAACAAUGUCAAUGGCCGUGGAAUCAACCGUGGUUCAGCUGGAAUGGCUUCUAAGUUUGGUGGUUGGGACGAGUUAGACGGGCUCGGGAACAUUUCCGAGCGGCCGAGAAGCGAACCGAGUAAGAAACCGAUGAGGAAGAGGAAGAGAAUAAGAAGAGAAGAAGCAGCAGAACCAUUGUUGUUGAGAUUGUUGGUGUCUUUGUUUCCAUUCUUAAGCUCUUACACAAACAUGCUUAAACCUUCCUGUUCGAUUUCCAUGGCGAAUUUAACGACGAACGCGAAAGCUCGCCUGAGAGGCGUUGUGUUCGAUAUGGACGGAACCCUAACGGUUCCGGUCAUCGAUUUCGCGGCAAUGUACAGGUCUGUCCUCGGUGAAGAUGAGUACAAGCGAAUCAAGGCGGAGAGUCCUACUGGAAUCGAUAUUCUGCAUCACAUCGAGUCGUGGAGUUCAGAUAAACAGCAGAAGGCGUAUGAAAUCAUCGCCGAUUAUGAGAAACAGGGAAUAGAUAAGCUCCAAAUCAUGCCCGGUGCUGCUGAACUAUGUGGAUUUCUUGAUUCCAAAAAGAUAAAGAGAGGGCUAAUUACACGCAAUGUCAAGAAGGCAAUCGACAUCUUCCACCAACGUUUUGAGGUUAUCUUUUCUCCAGCACUGGGCAGAGAGUUUCGUCCGUAUAAGCCAAACCCAGACCCGCUGUUGCAUAUAUGUUCUUCAUGGGACAUCCAACCUAAUGAAGUCAUGAUGGUUGGUGACAGCUUAAAAGAUGAUAUAGCAUGUGGGAAACGAGCUGGAGCCUUCACUUGCUUGCUAGAUGAAACCGGAAGGUAUGGACCAGAUGAUUUUUCUGUCUCUGGACUGCAACCUGAUUUUAAGGUUGAUUCCCUGUCCAAGAUUCAAAACCUAUUGGAGACGAACUUCGACCUGAACCCUUACGAACCAAAAGACGCACAUAACUAUAUACCUGAGCUUCUUUCUGGACUGUUGAGUAUAAGCCAUCGCAGGAGGCAAGACACCAAAGAGGAAGCAGUUUGCAUAAACGCCAGCGAAAUCCAGAGCUCUCGAGAACCUGGAACUCCGAGCACAAACAGCAUCACUACUGCUUCGAAAUUCUCAGGAGCUCUUGAUGGUUCGCUGUAUGAAACUCUCCCAUUGGUUCUCUUAGUACCCUCCUCCGAUGAGAAACUUACCGACCCAAUUCUCCCGUUUCCAUUGCCAUUUGAUUGCUUAGACACAAGCUUCCAUGUAUCGAGGAGCUGCUUCGGGAAGCUAACAGCGUAUCCGAUUAAACUGGUGGCUAAAGCUGAGAAAGCAAAGCCU